Hyla sarda is the source of this 1471-nucleotide messenger RNA. RefSeq names its product olfactory receptor 1468-like. The transcript is spliced from 2 exons. Gene Ontology annotation, cellular component: membrane. The coding region runs from base 97 to 1038 and encodes 313 amino acids. The record is from RefSeq and is a predicted model, not a curated record. NCBI's taxonomy places the organism in Eukaryota, Metazoa, Chordata, Amphibia, Anura, Hylidae. Gene Ontology annotation, biological process: G protein-coupled receptor signaling pathway. Gene Ontology annotation, molecular function: olfactory receptor activity; G protein-coupled receptor activity.
CGGAAAAUUUUCUAUAAAUCCCUCUCAAUGUUAUUCACAAGCUCCAGAACUUGAAAGUUUCAUCCCAACUUAAGAAAGAAAGCAAAUCCUAACUUCAUGGAUAGUAACUGGACACUUAUUAGACAUUUCCAAAUUGCAGCAUUUCCAAACAUUACAGAGAACAAUAAUGUAUUUUUCCUGUUAUUUUUCUGCAUCUAUAUGUCGGGUUUACUGGGUAAUUUAAUCAUAAUUUCGGCAGUGAUCAUUGAUGUCCGUCUACACAAGCCUAUGUAUAUUUUCCUCUGUAACUUGUCUUCUGUAGAUAUCAUCUUUAUAUCAUCUACUCUUCCAAAACUGAUGGAUAUUUUAGUAUCAGGAAACUUCUCCAUACCCUUCAUACAAUGCUUCACCCAAUUGUACUUUUUCAUGUUUGCGGCAGGUACGGAGGACAUCUUAUUGUCUCUGAUGGCCUAUGACCGGUAUGUGGCCAUCUGUAAACCCUUACAUUACCACCUGAUCAUGGAUAAAAAGAAGUAUGUUGUCCUCUUAUUGGGCACCUGGAUUUGUGGGUCAGUAAAUUCCUUAUUUAUGACCAUUUCCAUCUACCAGAUGGACUUUUGUAGUUCUAAUAAAAUCCAGAAUUUCUUUUGUGAUAUCAAAGCAUUGGUGAAGAUCUCUUGUAACAACACCGGCUUCAACAUCAUACUCUAUGUAGAAACAAUGCUACUCGCCCUCUGUCCAUUCCUCCUUAGUGUAACAUCCUAUAUAAAGAUAAUAAGAAGUAUUCUCAUGAUCAAGUCCAACAAAGGGAGGAAGAAAGCCUUCUCCACCUGCACGUCCCACCUCACUGUCCUCAUUAUCUUCUAUGGCACUGGUCUAUGUAUGUAUAUGAAUCCUCCUUCAGACCACUUAGAGGAGCAGGACGUGGUCUUUGCUGUGUUAUACACAGCUGUAACCCCCAUGUUGAAUCCUCUAAUAUAUAGUUUAAGAAAUAAAGAGGUGAAAGUGACAUUGAGGAGAAUUGUUGGUAAUAAAAGAAGUGUCUUUGGAUCAUUAUAAAUUAUUUACAUUACAAAUUUUGUUUUAAGAAUGACAAGAUUUCUAUUAUAUCUUCCACCCAGUUCUCCAAAACCUUUGAACAGCAAAUCUGUCAAUUUGUGCAGUAAUUUAUUCUCAAUUAACUCCCACUUUUAUAUUGGGCAUCUAUACAGUUUAUUUGGGCCAUUUAGGACAUGGUGGCCAUUUCAGUUUCACCUAAUAGCUAAAUAGGAUUUGUAUUAAACCUUCAAUGCAACUUCCCAAAGUGUAAGACAAGUACAAACUAUUGCAAAAAUAGCAUCACUUUAUUGAAAAAUAUAUGCAAUUUUAUGUGCAUUGUGUUAUUGGUGACUGUUAGGGCUCUUAUUUGAUUCUAUCUCGCAUGGUCUUUUGUGCAACUAUUACCAUCUAAUAUAUGUAUAUGUGGGAUUUUCUUCUGUUCCUUUUGGGGAUA